AUGGCCGAACCCGAACAUAUCCCCCCUAUGCCCGAGAAACCUGAGCCAGCCGAGCACCAUGUGGGGAAAGCCCCGUCGGCGCAGAGCUCGUGCGCGAAACGCCAACUGCUGGGGAUCGUGACCUCAACCGAUGUGAUUAUCCGCCGAUUAGACCUACUACUGUCCAACGCAGACGGGCAAGAGCGCGUCCUCGCAACGAUCAACUAUGUAGCCUCCAUGCUACACCACCUCACAGCAUCCGCCCCGUGGAUUGCAUUUCAGACACGGCUAAGCAUCGUCGCCCGAUUAAAAGGCCGCGCACCGCCCAAGAACCUCACCCCCGCAUCCUCCAAAUCCAAGUUCGCGGCCCUCUGCACACUCGCGUCAGAAACGAGAUACAAUCUCCGUCUCUUCGGCCUCCUCCCGUUAUGGGUCUGGGGCGCAGAUACGCUGCGAAACCCGCCCGCCGACCCGAUCCUCCACGCCCUCACCCUGCUCCAGGUCAUCUCAAAUGUGUUUUACCAGCUCCUGGAGAAUGUGGCCUACCUCGCUGGCAAGGGGGUGGUCUCCAAGCGCUUCGUGGACAAAUACGGGGGCAUGACCAAGUGGGAUAUCUGGAGUACGAGAGGGUGGUUUGGACAUAUCUUCUUCCAGUUCUUUGUGCUCUGGCGUGAGAGCGUCCUGCGCAGACGGCGGGUCGCUGCUCAGCGUGAGGCUGCGGGCACCGUCGAGAACAAGGCGACUGAAGCGGAGGAUAAGGAGGCGCUACGGUUGGAAGUCCGCGCUUGGCGCAAGAGCUUGGUCAACAAUGCUAUCUGGGCACCCUUGUGUCUUCACUGGUGUCUGGAGAAAGGGAUUGGGAUUCCCGAGAGCCUGACGGGACUGAUCAGUUUUGGUGCUGGUGCUUGGAGCUUGCAUGACCAUUGGGUUGGAACGGCCAAGGCGUAG
Molecule: messenger RNA, 927 nt
Organism: Penicillium nucicola
Lineage: Eukaryota; Fungi; Ascomycota; Eurotiomycetes; Eurotiales; Aspergillaceae
Exons: 2
Coding region: 1-927 (308 amino acids)
Biological process (GO): peroxisome fission
Cellular component (GO): peroxisomal membrane
Source: RefSeq, a predicted model, not a curated record